GGGAGAUAACAAUCUGUUAGGAAUAACUUGUAAUAAUUCAGUCAAUUUAAAUAUGGUACGUGAAAAGAAUUCACUAUCUAAAACUAAUAAUUCAAAUAAUAGUGUCGAAGGUAUCAGUUCUGCAAGAUGCAAUUGUGAAAGGCACACAAGACGAAGAACAUUUUAUAAUAUCCAACGACAGCAUCGCAUCGUGCUCAAAAAUGGAGAGUUAAAUAUAAAAAGACAUAAAUUGAACCAGUUGACUCUGAAUUUAGUGAACGUGUUCAUAGAAUCAAGAUGGAGGUGGACUAUUUUGUAUUGUAUUUUAGUGAGUUUACUCCAGUUGCUUUUGUUUGCUGGGAUUUGGUGGCUUAUAUUAUUUCUUCAUGGUGAUCUUGAAAAUGACCAUUUACCUGGUACAAGGAAUUCUACAGAAUGGAAGCCAUGUGUUAAAGAAAUCUACAAUUUUACUUCUAUAUUUCUUUUCAGUAUCGAAGUUCAGACAAGCAUAGGGUACGGUUCAAGAUCCAUUACUUUGGAAUGUCCAGAAGCAAUAUUUACAAUGUGCAUUGAAAGUAUAGCGGGGAAAAUAAUUCAAUCGGUAAUUAUUGGCGUUGUUUUUGCAAAGUUAACUAGGCCAAAAAAUCGUAUUCAGACUUUAAUAUUCUCCAAAAAUGUCAUUAUUAAUCAGAGAGACGGUGACCUAUGUAUGCUCUUCAGAAUCGGAAAUACGAGGAAAUCUAGAAUAAUCGCGUCUAAAGUGCAAGCAGUUUUGCUAAGACAUGUGAAAGAUGGUAUAGAUAAGCUAGAAAACGUUCAAAUCAAUCUUAAUUUAAAUGUAGAAGAUGAUAACAAUAUACUAUUUAUAUUUCCAAUAACAGCUGUACAUAAAAUUGACAAAACAAGUCCUUUUUACAAAUUGUCAGCGAGAGAGUUGUUAAAACUAGAGUUAGAAAUUCUCGUUACAUUUGAAGGCACUAUUGAGUCGACAGGUCAGUACGUGCAAGCUAGAUCAAGUUAUACAACAGUUGAAAUACUUUGGGGUCGUCGAUUCUUGGAGACGUUGUAUUAUAAAAAGCAAAAGCGCGGAUUCGUAAUCGAUUAUUCAAAAUUUGAUGAAACCUAUCGUGUUAACACACCACUGUGUAACGCAGAAGACUUGAGAAAAUAUUAUUACGAUAGAGAGAUUGCAUAUAAUAGAUUAAAAUGAAUUUUUAUGUUGAUGAUUGGCAAGUUCAGACUAGAAGAAAAUAAGACGCAUUUGUAAAUGAGUUCCAUAAAUAUACUUAGAAUAUUUUUUGAAAUUUCAUUUUCCAAUUGUAAAAUACCUACUCAAAUUUCUAGGCCAAUAUCCAAGCAUGUAGUUUCUGUGAUCGUUUAUAACCUGGUGAACAACAAAUUUUCAUUUUGUGAUCUGUGUAGUUUUUCUAUCUAUGGCAAUUUAUUUGUGU
Leptidea sinapis is the source of this 1430-nucleotide messenger RNA. Its product is annotated as inward rectifier potassium channel 2-like. Lineage: Eukaryota; Metazoa; Arthropoda; Insecta; Lepidoptera; Pieridae. Gene Ontology annotation, biological process: regulation of monoatomic ion transmembrane transport; potassium ion import across plasma membrane. The record is from RefSeq and is a predicted model, not a curated record. Gene Ontology annotation, molecular function: inward rectifier potassium channel activity. The transcript is spliced from 2 exons. Gene Ontology annotation, cellular component: plasma membrane. The coding region runs from base 53 to 1189 and encodes 378 amino acids.